Molecule: messenger RNA, 294 nt
Organism: Penicillium crustosum
Lineage: Eukaryota; Fungi; Ascomycota; Eurotiomycetes; Eurotiales; Aspergillaceae
Exons: 1
Coding region: 1-294 (97 amino acids)
Biological process (GO): adenine salvage; AMP salvage
Cellular component (GO): cytoplasm
Molecular function (GO): AMP binding; adenine phosphoribosyltransferase activity; adenine binding
Source: RefSeq, a predicted model, not a curated record
AUGUCCGUCCUCAAGAGUACAUCUCACAUCUCUUACACAUCCAAUUCAAAUGAGAAGAGGAUUGAGAUAGAACUGGAUUUGAUCCCUAGAGGCGCGUCUGUAGUAGUGGUGGACGAUGUACUAGCCACGGGCAAUACACUUUGUGCAGUGCUACAGCUUUUAAGUGAAGUUGGUAUUGCUGAUGUCAGCAUCAUGGUUGUGGCCGAGUUCCCUGUUCAUCGUGGCCGACAACUGUUGCACCAGCAUGGGUUUGGCGUCAAUAUCCAAAGCCUUUUGGUCUUUGACGGUGCCUAG